GCUUGGUCCAGUCCGUCAAGUGUCUGGCAAGCGUAGGGAUCUCCGUUAUUGCUCUCCUUACAGUCGCCAUUUACAUUGCGAACGAAAUUAUUGUGAAAAAAAGGAAUAAAUAAUGAAAUACAUUUUGGUUACGGGGGGCGUCAUAAGUGGCGUUGGUAAAGGCGUCAUUGCAAGCUCUUUCGGUACUAUUCUAAAACACUGUGGUAUUCAUGUGACAUCUAUCAAGAUCGAUCCAUACAUAAAUAUAGACGCAGGCACUUUUUCACCCUACGAACAUGGAGAAGUUUACGUGCUCGACGAUGGUGGUGAAGUCGACCUGGAUCUCGGAAAUUACGAACGUUUUCUUGAUGUCACUCUUCAUAGGGACAACAAUAUAACGACUGGAAAAAUUUAUCAGAGCGUCAUAACAAAAGAGAGACAGGGUGAUUAUUUGGGAAAGACAGUCCAGGUUAUACCUCACAUUACUGAUGCCAUACAAGAAUGGGUUGAACGAGUGUCUAAUCAACCUGUAACGGAAGACGGUGAUAAGCCAGUGGUCUGCAUUAUCGAGUUGGGUGGCACAAUUGGAGAUAUCGAGGGCAUGCCUUAUGUAGAGGCUUUCAGGCAGUUCCAGUUCCGGGUUAAAAAGGAAAACUUUUGCUGUGCUCAUGUAUCGCUCGUGCCACAGCCCCGUUCGACAGGAGAACCAAAGACAAAGCCAACACAGGCGAGUGUGAGAGAGUUACGAGGUUUUGGUCUCUCCCCCGACCUAAUAGUUUGCCGAUCGGAAAAUCCAAUAGGUGAAACAGUGAAGGAAAAAAUUUCCAACUUUUGUCACGUUGCCCCUGAACAGGUCAUAACGAUUCACGAUUUGUCAUCGAUCUAUAGAGUGCCAUUGUUGAUGGAAAGUCAGGGUAUCAUAGAAUUUUUGAAUGACAGGCUCCAGCUGAACAUCAGCAUGCCAAGGCCACGCCCAUUUAUGAAAAAAUGGCGCGAUCUUGCCGAACGCAUAGAACAUCUUCGUAAAGAAGUUAACAUUGCAUUGGUUGGGAAGUACACAAAAUUGGAGGAUGCCUAUGCUUCGGUGAGAAAAGCUCUUCAACAUUCUUCGAUCCAAGUCGGUUGUUCAUUGAACUUAACGUAUAUUGAGGCUGCAAACCUAGAGCAAGAAACGAAACAAAGCGAUCCUGUCUUGUAUCACGAGGCUUGGCAACAACUCUGCAAAAGCGAUGGUGUAAUCGUACCCGGUGGUUUUGGUACUCGUGGGAUCGAGGGUAAGAUCGCAGCGUGCAAUUGGUGUAGAAUCAAAAAGAAGCCGUUCCUUGGCAUAUGCUUGGGUCUUCAAAUGGCUGUGAUUGAAUUUGCCCGCAACGUUUUGGGUCUCGAAGGGGCAAACAGCACAGAAAUCAAUGCCGAAUCUCCGUAUCCUAUCGUUAUUGAUAUGCCCGAACACACUCAAGGUCAAAUGGGUGGAACGAUGAGACUUGGCAAGAGAUACACGCGUUUCAGGACCGAAGAUUCAAUCAUUAAACAACUAUACGGAAACGUUGAGGGUGUGGAGGAGAGACAUCGUCACAGGUACGAAGUCAAUCCCGAAUACGUGACGGACUUGGAAGCUUCUGGCCUCAGAUUCGUUGGUCACGACGACGAGGGCCAACGUAUGGAGAUUAUAGAGUUGGACGACCACCCAUAUUACGUUGCAACUCAAUAUCAUCCCGAGUAUUUGUCCAGGCCAUUAAACCCUUCGCCACCAUUUUUGGGUCUCAUUCUUGCAAGUGUUGGCAAAUUGAAAUCUUAUCUGGCUAGAGGUUGCAGACUUUCACCUCGUCAAAUGAGCGACAAUGAUUCCGACGAGGAGUACGUCAAAGUGAAGCCGAAAACACAAGCCUUGCUCAACGUUAAGAAUAAAGAAACAAAGGAAACUUCGUAAAUUUAUACCUUUACGUAUACAUCAAGAGUCUCGGUAAAGUCUCGGGACAAGUACAUUGACAGUCCUGUCGUUUGCUGGCCCGAGGCUCGCCGAGACUAUAUAUAAAAUGCCAUGUGAUUAAUAUGAUGAUACGUCAUAUGGUAUUGAGUUACUGUUUCAAACUGUUUAUGGUUACGAAAUACGCGUGAUAUCGUCAGAGGCUAUGCCAAGACAGCGCAAUGCUCGUGAUGGUUUCGAGUUUUUUUAAGUCUCACUGAUUGUUUUUUUUUUCUUCCAGUCUUGGAUUAGAGUCAAGUCAAUGAGAAGAAAAUCCUUGAAAAAUAUUUUUGAGCAUAUACCAGCUAUCGAUGAACUUGAUUGAUCCAAAGUUGGUUUCAUUAUUGUUCCGGUAUCUAUGUGACAUUUAUUGAGAAAUUGGUGUAAAGGAUUAGGCUUUCUUUGAUAGGAUCCUGUAGAUCCUCAAGAGUUGAUGGUAAACCAAUCUGGUUGUUGAAUUAUUUCUGGGCGCAAGUACAUUACUAAGUUUUUUUUACAUUUCAGUCUCGAUGUAAAAUUAUAAACAAACGUUGGUAAAACAAUGUAACAGUGUAAAAAGCACACAGUGUUAAUAUUGGCAACUUGAUGAGUUUGACAAAACAACCGUUAGAAUUUUAAACGAGUGUACCAUGACCCUGAUUAAAAAUUCACUGUCUGUCAGAAAUUAUGCGACUCCCCUAUGAAGCACGUGAUUUCUGACAGCCAGUACAUUUUGAAUUAGAGUCACGGGAUAUUCGUUUGAAAUUUCAGUGAUUGUUUAUUUUAUGUUGCAUAAUGCUCGAGACUUUUCUGAGUACUCAUAUUGAUUAUUUCUUACCGAAAUGUACACUCUUCACUAUAACCGAAUACGUUAGAAAUAACCCACUUUUCGCGUGAAAAUGGAACGUUCGAAGUUUCUCAACAGUCGAUCAGCAGUAUGAUUUUUGGAGUUUAUUUCCAUUUUCGUCGACCCCAAAUGAGGGAGUUAGAAUAUCAGUAAUUCAACGAUCGAUUCGUUGAGCCUUUGAGCCUCUUUUCUUUUCGAAUAUAUGCUCGACUUUCGAUCGUCCGUAAAUUUUGAACGGGGUUCGAAUACAUUUUUUUUCGAAAAAGUUCCGACGAUAGUAGACGGAUACGUAUUUUUUUAUUGAAAAGCUCCAAAGCCCAUGCUGCAGCAUGGGUUCAAUAAUGCACAAAUUUAUAGCAACUAGACCGAUUUUAUUGACGAAACAAUAUUUGUUUAUUUUCUAAAUUGUUUUUAUACGAAAAGUCCAAGAAAAUGGCUAAUUUGCGAGGAGGGUGUUUUCUACAUUUAUAUGAAAGGCGAUCGCUGGUAGGCGACCCGGUUGACUGGAAAAUUCACAUAGCAAUCUUGCGCGCUUGUCUGUUCGUGAAUGACCGUAAUGGAAGCACUUUUCCAAUAAAUGUGUCGGUCAAAAUUUAUGGAAAUUUUGUCUUUUAUCGAAAGAUUUUUGAUAGUGACUGCGUUUUUCAAAACAAUGAAAGAUUGCAUUACUUUUUUUUGUUAACAAGAAGGUUGUAUUUCUCAUGGAACAAUUGAAAAACAAUAUGCUGUGUUCUUAUCGAAUAGUCUACAACUUCGUAUAAAAUCAUUUCGAGUUAAACAUUCUACGUUUCAUUACUCUUUGUGUAGUCAUCUUUGUGUACUGGAAUAUGAAAUCGUUUGUAUUGACUAAGAAGUGGAAAUAAGUACUUGUCUUGUAAAUAAGAAAAUUCGUGAUUGACAUAUUUUAAACAAUUUCUGAUCUCAUUUUCGUUCCAUCAUCUCAAAAGCUGUAUUACUUAUUCCCUGUCAUCGAAAUAGCAAGUUUUUUCGUUUCAACUGCCUGUUCUGUAACCAUUCGAAUCUCGAUAACGAUAUGUCAAAAGGCACCUCCUGAAAGACCCACUCGUAUUCACAGCUUAUUUUUUAUUUAUAUUUUCUAGUUGUUUGAGUUUUUAUAUUUCACUUCAAAUAAUAUAGAAGCCGUGUCAGGACGUUCUACGUACGUUCCCGGCCAAAGCCUUAUUCCAUUAGAAUGUCGGUACUUCGAUCGAUCAGUCUCGAUGAUUCGAUUAAAAUCUAACUACAAAUUAAGUCGUCUUUGACUGUUUAUUAACAUGACUUUCGAUGAUAAUAGUACCAAAAAAUUAUUCAAAAAUAUUUCGAAAAAAUGAUGGGGGAAUGAAUCAACACAUUUUUUCCUACGCUCAACACGAACUUGUUAAUUACUGUUGAAUAUGAAAAAGUUAUACACUUAAAUUAAGUGAGCAGAGCAAGAAAAAUGGUCCGAACAUUCAUCGAAGGUUGUAGCGAUUAUUGAUUGAGUUGGUAACUUUGAGUAUUAUUAUCAUCGAAAAUCGUUGUUUGCUAAAUCUUGUAGCUCCAAGUUAAUGAAAUUGGAUUAAUUGUUCAAUACUUGAGCCAAUGUUCCAGUAGUGGCUGGAAUCAACCUCGAAUCUUCUGACGUACGAGUAUACGUGUUUAUUAAUGUGCAAAAAAUGUAUCGAUGUAAAUAAAAUGAUAAAAUAGGAAAAAUGAAAUGAAUCAGAAAUAAAACUGCGGAGUUUAGAAUGUA
Venturia canescens is the source of this 4503-nucleotide messenger RNA. It is a transcript of the gene Ctps, whose product is annotated as CTP synthase. The record is from RefSeq and is a predicted model, not a curated record. The coding region runs from base 113 to 1909 and encodes 598 amino acids. Gene Ontology annotation, molecular function: CTP synthase activity; identical protein binding. The transcript has 11 exons. Gene Ontology annotation, biological process: pyrimidine nucleobase biosynthetic process; CTP biosynthetic process. Gene Ontology annotation, cellular component: cytoophidium; cytoplasm. Lineage: Eukaryota; Metazoa; Arthropoda; Insecta; Hymenoptera; Ichneumonidae.